Molecule: messenger RNA, 2211 nt
Organism: Eleginops maclovinus (Patagonian blennie)
Lineage: Eukaryota; Metazoa; Chordata; Actinopteri; Perciformes; Eleginopidae
Gene: elf3
Product: E74-like factor 3 (ets domain transcription factor, epithelial-specific)
Exons: 9
Coding region: 142-1275 (377 amino acids)
Biological process (GO): regulation of transcription by RNA polymerase II; cell differentiation
Cellular component (GO): nucleus
Molecular function (GO): sequence-specific DNA binding; DNA-binding transcription factor activity, RNA polymerase II-specific
Source: RefSeq, a predicted model, not a curated record
UUAGCUUCAGAGACAGGUUGCGCCGUGAGCAGGCCGAGGAGCUGUUCCCUGGAGAUUAUCACACACACACACACACACACUGUGUCCUGGAGCCUUUUUCCUCUGCAUCGCAUUGUGGCUUGUGGUCUAAUCAGUGUCUCCAUGUCAUCCCAGUGCCUGAGCAGCAUCCUGACUAAUGCCAACCUCACCAUGUAUCAGACUGGCCCCCCUGAUGUCGUCCCGCAGCAGCUCCCCAGCAUCAACACCCUGCAGAUCAGCAGUUUCGCAUACAGCUCCAACAUGAGCGGCCAGUGGUACGGGCAGGUCAGCCCCCACUGCUGGACAGCAGACCAUGUUCUGGAGUGGAUCAGCGACCAUGUGGAGAGCACCAAGUUUGAUGCAAGCACCCUGAGCCUGGCUACCUGCUGCAUGGACGGCCCGGCUCUCUGCCAGAUGAAGAGGGAGCAGCUGAUCGGGGUCUUCGGCCCACAGCUCGGACUCCAACUGCACCAAAGUCUUCAAGAACACAAGACCAAAUUUGAGCUGUCAGGACCGGAGCUGAGUGAGACCUGCCAGCUGCUGGAUGACUUCCUGGACAACCUCAACUAUCCCUUGCUCAGCACCAUAAGAAUUGGCCAAGCUGAAGGAGCCAUUAGCAAAAGGGACUUUGACUACAGGGAUGAUUAUGAACUGACUAGUCUGAGCAUGGGGCCGCUGGCCUCUGUGGGAGACAUGGAGUACCUGUCUGAUAACCAAUCCGACAGCGAGUUCAGCUCCUCCUCCAACAGUGGCAUGUUAGACCUCUCAAGCCUCAGCUCACAGGAGUCUGGCGAAUCAGACCCAGAGUUCUCCUACCCUCUGAUUUCAAAGAGCCACAUCAAAACAGAGAAAGGAGAGUCCCGACUGAAGCGGCCACGGGGCAGACCUCCCAAAGUCAGCAGAGAGCACAGCUGCAGCAUUUAUGAGAAUCACAAAAAGAAACAACAUGCGCCCCGUGGAACUCACCUAUGGGAGUUCAUCAGGGACAUUCUGAUCCACCCAGAGAGGAACCAGGGCCUGAUGAAGUGGGAGGACCGCCGGGAGGGUGUCUUUAAGUUCCUGAAGUCUGAGGCUGUGGCCCAGAUGUGGGGCCAGAAGAAGAAGAACAGCAGCAUGACAUACGAGAAGCUCAGCCGGGCCAUGAGGUAUUACUAUAAAAGAGAGAUCCUCGAGCGAGUCGACGGCCGGAGGCUUGUUUACAAAUUUGGAAAAAACUCCAACGGCUGGAAAAUGGAGGAGAUGGGAAUGGGCAUGUAAGGCCCCUCAUUGGGCGGUAGCUACAAUCAGAGCAGGAGUCCCAUGAGAUAUAAUAUCUGUGUGGCCUGUCUGGAGAUAAACUAAAUAGCUGCCCUUGAUGUUUAAGACACUCACUUCCUCUCAUAAGGAAGGUGUUGCAGAAAAUGUAAGCCAUCGUUUUUGGCUGUAGUAGGUUUUAUGAACCAAUUUUAAUAUUGUACCUAUUUUGUCUUUUUGAUCACCAGUGUAAAAACUUUUUUUUUCGUAGUAACGAAUAGUAACAUUGUUUGGAUACUUGUGAGUUUGUGUAAGUAACUAAAUGAUGAAAAAGCAAACUUAUUACAAAAGAACAGAAUUCCCGUCAGUGAUGCAGGACCUUUCUGUCACAUUGAAUUGUGUUUAAGAGUAUGGGAGUUAUUGGCUGUUUUGAUGCACUGAACAUAUAAUAUCCUUUUUCAUAAAUUACUUUUAUUUUAAAAAGGUGAAUCAUUGGUUUUCCAUGUAAAUGUAAAAUCUGUUUUAGAUUUCUGAAUGUCAUACUGGUUAAGUCACAGUGAAGUACCUGGUACAGAGAGCACUGGAUAUGUGAUGCUACUUCACAUCACACAGAAAUGAUAUGCACUACAUGUCUUUUGGUAUCACUUAUUAUAAAGUGUAUUUACACAAUGUAUAAAUCUGGUUAGAUGAACGAUGGUGACCUAUGAAAUCAGUUUGUCAGUCAGCUGCACACUGUCUCUGUGUGUAUGUGAUGUUUCAUUGUUUUGAUGUGAGUGUUGAAUUAAUGGCAUGUUGUUUCUUUACAAAUACUUUUUAUCUGUCUUUGUUGUUUUGUGAUUUUUUUUAUACUGUACUUAUUAAAACGAAGUUGAAAAUGGAAAAUUGUGAAUGUCAAACCAUCGUUUAUCAGGAAACAGAUCACAGGAGGUCAUUUAAAAAAAAAUAAAACAUCUAUUUGGA